Molecule: messenger RNA, 2304 nt
Organism: Lathyrus sativus (Indian pea)
Lineage: Eukaryota; Viridiplantae; Streptophyta; Magnoliopsida; Fabales; Fabaceae
Source: the annotation of a GenBank genome assembly
AUGAUGGAUGUUGCCGCUGAGGUUGAAGAAAAUCUAUUUGCUGUUAGUGAUGCCAAGUUACAUGGACAAAUGUGCAAGGCUCUUUCUAUAGUAUAUUGCAAAGUAUUGUCAGUAUUUCCUUCUUUAGAAGCAGCUAGGCCUAGGAGUAAAACUGGAAUUCAGGCAUUAUGUUCAUUGCAUGUAGCCUUGGAGAAAGCCAAAAAUGUUCUUCAUCAUUGCUCAGUGUGCAGUAAACUUUACCUGGCUGUAACUGGGGACUCCGUUCUCCUGAAAUUUGAGAAGGCUAAAUGUGCUCUUGAAGAUAGUCUUAGGCGGGUGGAAGAUAUUGUUCCACAAUCCAUUGGAUAUCAGGUUCAGGAGAUUGUGAAUGAAUUUGCAAGUGUGGAAUUUGCACUUGACCCCUUAGAGAAGCAAGUUGGUGAUGAUCUAAUUGCAUUGCUCCAGCAGGGCAAGAAGUUUGACGACGAUAGUGAAAGUUACGAGCUUGAAUCUUUUCACCAGGCUGCUACUAGACUUGGAAUAACAUCUUCAAGAGCAGCUCUUGCUGAAAGAAGAGCUCUCAAGAAAGUUAUAGACAAGGCUCGGGCUGAGGAAGACAAAAGAAAGGAAUCAAUUGUUGCAUAUCUUUUGCAUCUUAUGAGGAAAUACUCCAAGUUAUUCAGAAAUGAGUUUUCAGAUGACACUGAUUCUCAGGGUUCUGGUCCUUGUUCUCCCACUGUUCAGGGAUCUAAUGAGGACGGCGUUCCUGUUUGUCAUAGUCAGGCUUUUGGCAGACAGCUUUCAAAACUUAGUUCCUUUAGUUUCACGCCAAAUAAUAAUAUGGAGCCAGGGCAGAUGGCUCUACCACCUGAAGAGUUGAGGUGUCCAAUAUCUCUGCAUCUUAUGUAUGAUCCAGUUAUUAUUGCUUCUGGGCAAACAUAUGAAAGGCUUUGCAUAGAGAAAUGGUUCAGUGAUGGGCACAACAACUGCCCAAAGACCCAACAGAAUCUUCCACAUCUUUGCUUGACUCCUAAUUACUGUGUUAAGGGUCUUGUUGCUAGUUGGUGUGAACAAAAUGGAAUUCCUAUUCCCGAAGGCCCUCCUGAGUCUCUUGAUCUUAACUACUGGAGAUUGGUAAUAUCAGAGUCUGAGUCUGCAAAUUCCAGAUCUGUAAAUAGUGUCAGCUCUUGCAAGCUGCAGGGUGUCAAAGUGGUUCCUUUAGAAGAGAGUUGUAUCUCAAAGGAAUAUGGGGAAAUUGAAGCUGAGAGUGUAUCUGCGCAAGAGGAAGACACUGAGCAGUAUCUUAGUUUUCUGAAAGUCUUGACUGAGGAGAGCAAUGGGAAGAGGAAAUAUGAAGUGGUAGAACAGUUGAGGCUGUUGCUGAGGGAUGAUGAAGAAGCUAGGAUUCUUAUGGGGGCUAAUGGGUUUGUUGAAGCACUUAUUCAGUUUUUACAAUCGGCUUUACAUGAAAGGAAUUUGAUGGCUCAGGAAAGUGGAGCAAUGGCUCUCUUCAACCUAGCUGUGAAUAAUGACAGAAAUAAGGAGAUUAUGUUAUCAGCUGGAGUUUUAUCUUUGUUGGAGGAAAUGAUUUCUAACACUAGUUCUUAUGGUUGUGCAACUGCUUUAUAUCUGAAUCUGUCUUGCCUUGAAGAAGCCAAACCUAUGAUUGGCAUGAGCCAGGCUGUACGGUUCCUAACCCAACUCCUUCAAUCUGACUAUGACAUUCAAUACAAGCACGAUUCUCUCCAUGCUCUCUAUAAUCUUUCUACUUUGCCCUCCAAUAUUCCAUACUUACUUUCAUCUGGCAUUGUUAAUGGCCUACAAUCCCUUCUUGUAGACCAGGGUGAUGACUGUACAUGGACAGAAAAAUGCAUAGCUAUUUUGAUAAAUUUAGCUACUUCUCAAGUUGGAAGGGAGGAAAUGGUAUCAACUCCUGGACUCAUUAGUGCAUUGGCUUCAAUAUUGGACACCGAUGAGCUCGAAGUGCAGGAACAAGCUGUCUCUUGCCUCCUAAUUUUGUGCAAUAGAAGUGAGCAGUGUUCCGAUAUGGUCUUGCAAGAAGGAGUUAUACCUGCGCUGGUAUCAAUAUCAGUGAAUGGGACCCAAAGAGGACAAGAAAAAGCUCAGAAACUCCUGAUGCUGUUCCGACAGCAGCGACGAGAUGAAUCACCUGUUGAGGCUCAUGAGUGUCCUCCUGAAACUAGUGAUUUGUCUGUGCCACCUGCUGAAGUGAAACCUUUAUGUAAGUCGAUGACUAGAAGAAAGACAGGGAAAGGUUUUGGCCUUUUCUGGAGAAGCAAGAGCUAUUCUGUGUACCAGUGUUGA